Messenger RNA from Mizuhopecten yessoensis (Yesso scallop), 3861 nucleotides. RefSeq lists its product as uncharacterized. The transcript is spliced from 21 exons. Lineage: Eukaryota; Metazoa; Mollusca; Bivalvia; Pectinida; Pectinidae. The coding region runs from base 212 to 3589 and encodes 1125 amino acids. Gene Ontology annotation, molecular function: metal ion binding; ubiquitin-protein transferase activity. The record is from RefSeq and is a predicted model, not a curated record. Gene Ontology annotation, biological process: protein ubiquitination.
AUUUCUGGAUUUCCGGGAAAGAGACGUCAGGCUUAUGUAAUAAGCGUUCCGCCUGACACUACAUAGCAUACAUGAUAAAUCCACGAGAUGACAUUUGGAUGCGAAACAGAGAUUGAAGAUGAGGUGACCAUUGACCAGUAUGAAGAUGUUGAACACCUGGCCAGUAUGUGAUUAGAGUAAAAAUCUGACCAUAACAACCCGAACAACCAACAUGGCUGACCCGCAGACCUAUGCAGAUGCCAUGAGGAGGUUAGAGGGGAGUGGGAGAAAGCUUGGCUCCCACAAUUUCCCUGGGGCAGUAAGACAUGAUGGCAGUUUGAUUAUGACCCAGAAUAUGUGGAUAGAAUUUGCCAACAUGGAGUCAAAAAAUGCCCGCACCAUGGCUCUCCCCAGGGGGAGAGGAAUCGAUACAAUUUUUGUGAUUGACAUCUCAGCAAGCAUGCUAGGGGAGCCAUUUGAAAAGGCAACUAAUUUUAUACUGACUUUUCUAGACAUGAUUGAGAAUAUUAAUAGUCGGCAUCGUCUAAGUGAAAACGUUGCCUUGGUGACGGUCGGACAUAAGACAGAAGUGCUGCACCACCUGACCUCUGAUUACAGAGCGCUGAGGACUAAGCUUGGGUCAAUACAGGUGGAAGGACGCACUCCAAUGAUGGCUGGCCUCUUCAUGGCGUUGUCAGCCAUUAAUGGGCGUGGCUCAAUCACAGUGAUGAAUGGCGUCCAUGUCCACCCCAGAAUUAUCGUAUUGACAGACGCAAAGUUUACAGACUCUGAGUCGACAACAGGACAAGAAAGCAGCAUGUAUGAUCAGCAAGAGAUUGACGAUGAGAUAUUCCAACUGGCUGCCAGACUUGGGACGGAGCAUCACUCUAUCCACUGCGUAAAUGUUGGUGAUGUCGAAAACCCAGACAUUUUAGCGAAGAUUGCGCAGGUGACAGACGGCAGUGUGAUCGGUUAUGACGCGGGAAGUGUGAAAAAGCUUGGUCGACACUUCAAGAACAUGGCUGCAGUGACUCGCAUGCGUAGGAACUUUCCCCUGAGUUGGAAGGACAGGGAAAAUUUGGAGAGUGUCGUGAAAAGUUAUGAAAGUGAUGUCGAACAGACUGAUAUAGAUGACAUGAUGGCAAUGCUGCAGUAUAAGCUGACUGAUCCCGUGGAGGAGGACAGGGAGUACUUAGAUGGUUCAGCGCCCGCCCUGGGCACACGGGUGGUAAGGGGACCACACUGGACCAAUAACAUUGAAGAUGGGGAAGGGCCUGGUACAAUUGUCCAACAUUCACGCAAACAAGGCUCUGUGACCGUGGAGUGGGAUCUGACAAGGGUUAGAGGAGAGUACAGCUAUCAAGAAGGAAAGAAGCAAAUAGUAAUUAGCCAUGUACAACGACUUCUAAUGGAUGACGAUCUGAUUGCGCCGGGCUGUCUGGUAUGUCGCGGUGAUGACUGGCAGUGGGGGUUCCAGGACGGAGGACCAGAAAACGUUGGGGUUGUGUAUGAUGUGCAGCAGAACGGACUAGUACAUGUACGGUGGCCAAAUGGUCAUUGCAAUUGGUACCGAUUUGGGGCCGAGGGUAUGUUUGAUGUCAGAAUAUGGGAGCCCUCUGAUAGUCAAAAUGAAUUUGGAGCUCAAUCCAAACCAUUUAACUCAGAAAAUACAGUCUUGCCACCAAAGUCACAGGUUGUGACCUCCGCCACUAGUCUACAAAACAAACCGUCCCACACCACACCCGUAAAUGAUGUGCCUGAAACAGGUGCACGUGGUCGUACAGCACCGUCUAACACCACAGUGACCACACCCAUAAGUGAUGGGCCUGUAACAGGUGCACGUGGUCCUGCAGCACCGUCUUACACCACAGCGACCACACCCAUAAGUGAUGUGCCUGUAACAGACGACCCUGGACCCGGGCCAGAAAGGAAACACGUCCUUCCACCAAACACCACACCAAUGUCGACAACUUGUCAACCAGUUCAAGAUACCAGUACCAGGGGGCCACAAACAAACCAGGCACACAGCGAUGGGCCAAAGUCACUAAGUGAUCAGAGAGACUUGUCGAUUGAUCAUGCCUCAUUAAAAGGAAACGGGGACACAAUAGAAGAGGUGACCUCUGACGCUAAGGAAGAUAUAGUUUACACACAGGAAGAUGUUGAGUGGUGUUGGUAUGAUAAAAAGCAGGAUAAGUGGAUUACAUUCUCAGAAGCCAAUACAAUCAUUCUUGAGGAGGAAAAAAAGAAAAACAGAAAAAAAGGUUGCAAAAAUGUCAAGAUCAAUGACAUAUGGUUCAGAGUGUAUUUGAGUACCAUGAGGUUGCAAAAGGUGAACAGUCGAGAAAGUACAAAAGUAAAACGAGCAGUGGUACCCAGAGUCAUCAAAGGCAUGAGGAAGGAGCUGGUGGACAAGUACAUGAAACUUCUUGCCAGGGGAAGUUACCCAUCCUCAAAUAUCCGUCUCAUGGUGGUGGGCAACGAUCGUGUGGGUAAGACGUCACUUUGUCGUAAUAUGCUUAAGGACGAAAAAUUUGGAAACACUGACGGAACAGAUGGCAUUGAUGUAUUUGUCAACAGCUACCAAAUAAACACCGCAACGAAAAAGAGAAAGAAACUAGGGGUGACUGAGCAUGUGAUUGCCAUGCAGAAAUUGGCAUGUGCAACUGCUUAUGGGAAGCCCAGGACAGAAGAGGAGGAGGAAGAGGAGAUGCCAGAAGAAGAAGAGCAACAGCCAGAAGAGACAGACUCCGUGCCCCAUUUUCCUCCACAAAUGUCCAUUGAGCAGCCAGCCACUCUUCCAGUGACCCCAACUCCUGCCACUGAAUUGGAAAAUAGUAUUGAGCAGAUCAAUAUAAACCAGCCAAUCAUUUUCUCCGAGACAACCCAUCCAAUCAUAAGUAACUAUGUUGUUGGUAAACAUACUGGUGAAAUAUCCAUCCCUGAGUAUGUAAAACGGGACGUGGACUACAUCCUAGAUGAAGCUGGUAAACUCCAGACAGCAGGGACGGGAACAGAGCAAGGAGACAUUGCCUACUUAUCUAUGUGGGACUUCGGUGGAGAGAAGAUCUUCUACGACAGUCACCAUAUCUUCCUCAGCAAGGAUGCAGUUUACCUCCUCUGUUUUGAUGUCAAAAAGUUGCAAGAGGAUCAAGAUUUGGAACCAAUACUGUUCUGGCUUCGAUCCAUUGCCACCUACUCUGAGUGCACUGGCAAGUCAAAGGGACCCCCUGUCAUCCUCAUCGGCACGCACACUGAUCAGAUGGAUGGAACAGAAGAAGAAAAAGAAGUUAAAUUUCAAGAAAUUUGUGCGAGAAUCACUGCUAACGCUGAUGUUCAACCAAUCAAAAGCCUGAUCAUGAACUACUUUUGUGUAGACAACAACAAAGAAAAUGACGCAAAGUUUGACAACAUCCUUGAUGCCGUCAUCGAAGCUGCCGAAUACCAAUCACAGUGGAAGAUGGAUGUCCCAACAAAAUGGCUAGCACUUGAGCGUGAAAUCAUGAAAGUGAAGAAAGACAAGGUCAAAACAUUUGAAGAAAUUGUUAAGAUGGAUGGGAAAAUGGAGGCACCAAUAAAAGAUGAAGAGGAAAUCCGAAUGUUCCUCAGGUAAAACCUUUUGUUAAAGAGUAGUAAAAAAUGUAAUGCUAUUAUAAGCUAGGUAUGUUCUUAACGCAAGACAUUUUUAGGGGCAAUGCCACCCUCAGCGAAGGAUGUUGCUAAUUCUGUAGGAGUAAUACCACUCACAGUAUAGAGAGGGAUGUUGUUUAUUCUGUAGGAGUAAUGCCACUCACAAUACAGUGAGGGAUGUUGUUAAAUCUGUAGGAGUAAUGCCACUCACACUACAGUGAGGGAUGUUGCUAAUUCUGUAGGAGUAAUGCCACU